This is a messenger RNA of Caenorhabditis briggsae, 348 nucleotides long. The record is from RefSeq and is a predicted model, not a curated record. The transcript is spliced from 3 exons. Bases 1 to 348 code for a protein of 115 amino acids. Lineage: Eukaryota; Metazoa; Nematoda; Chromadorea; Rhabditida; Rhabditidae.
AUGAAUACCACUGACAGAUACGAGGAUACAUUCCCUUGGGUUAGCCUCUGUGGUAUCGAAAGAAACUAUUUGAGAUGUGACGAUACUCCUCUGGUUUACACAGAAUUGGAUCCAACACAAACGUCACUUCGAAUCGGGCAAUCAACCUUGCUAUAUCCUUUUCAGCCGUCAACAUUACUGAUGGAAUCAACAGGGCGAGUAUAUCACAAGAGCAUAAUUGGUGAAAAUGCUCUCAUGGCUGAUAAGCUCACUGACAAACUGUAUCAUCGAUUUCAGUUGGAUGUCAAUGGAAAUCCGGUUGGAUUCAAAUGGAAUAAUGAGAUCAUUAAGCUGAAUAAUCAAAAAUAG